Molecule: messenger RNA, 744 nt
Organism: Brettanomyces nanus
Lineage: Eukaryota; Fungi; Ascomycota; Pichiomycetes; Pichiales; Pichiaceae
Exons: 1
Coding region: 1-744 (247 amino acids)
Cellular component (GO): cytoplasm
Molecular function (GO): aralkylamine N-acetyltransferase activity
Source: RefSeq, a predicted model, not a curated record
AUGUCAGCGCCAAGUCAAACACAGCCACCACGUCAAAGACCUCAGCAUUUGUGCAUUAGGCCACUUACCAUAUAUGAUCUCGACCAAGUAGAGGCUUUGGAGGCAAGGGGUUUUGACGAUGCAGAAAGAGCGUCCAGAGAGAAACUCAAGUAUCGAUUAUCAGUGUGUCCCGAGCUUUCUUCGGGUUAUUUUGUGAGGGAAUUUGAAGAUAUUGGAGCUGAAGCAGUUGAGAAAAAGAAGAUGAAGAAGGAGCACAAAGUAGAGGAUCAGGACGAUCAAGACGACGACGACGAGUUCAUCCUUCCACCACCAAGAUCCACAGUUAAGAAGGAAACACUCAUUGGACACAUAAUGGGUACAAAGAUUUAUGAUCAGAAAAUAACAGAGAGAACGAUGGGUAUUCCAAAGCUUACAGAAGACUUGUUACCGGAUCCAACAGUACCAAAUAAUGAUAAGGUGGGUCACGUGGAAGGAUCCAGGAUCAUUGGCAUUCACUCUGUAGUGAUUGACCAGAAAUACAGAGGACUUAAACUUGGCUCGUUACUUGUGAAGGACUAUUUGCAGAAGAUGAACCAGCAAUGUGUUGCCGAUAGGGUUGUUCUUAUUGCCAAGGAGAAGUUGGUUCCCUUUUAUAAGAGCAUCGAGUUUGUUGACGAUGGCAUUAGCAAGUGCAAAUACGCUGGAGUCGAUUGGCAUGAUUUGCACUGUGUUUUGACUCAUGAAGAGGAUGACGAUGAUAUGUAG